Molecule: messenger RNA, 1048 nt
Organism: Microtus oregoni (creeping vole)
Lineage: Eukaryota; Metazoa; Chordata; Mammalia; Rodentia; Cricetidae
Gene: Lta
Product: lymphotoxin alpha
Exons: 3
Coding region: 1-609 (202 amino acids)
Biological process (GO): immune response
Cellular component (GO): membrane
Molecular function (GO): tumor necrosis factor receptor binding
Source: RefSeq, a predicted model, not a curated record
AUGACACCACUUGGACGCCUCUACCUCUUGAGGGUGCUUAGCGCCCCCCCUGUCUUUCUUCUGGGACUGCUGCUGGCCCUGCCUCUAGGGGCCCAGGGAGUCUCUGGUGCUCGGUUCUCAGCUGCCAGGACGGCACAUCAGGCCCCUCAGAAGCAUCUGAGUCAUGGCAUCCUGAAACCUGCUGCUCAUCUUGUUGGAUACCCCAGCAAACAGAACUCACUGCUCUGGAGAGCGAACACAGACCGUGCCUUCCUCCGACAUGGCUUCUCCCUGAACAACAAUUCGCUCCUGGUCCCCACCAGUGGCCUCUACUUCGUCUACUCCCAGGUGGUCUUCUCAGGGGAAAGCUGCUCCCCCAGGGCCAUUCCUACUCCCAUCUACCUGGCCCACGAGGUCCAGCUGUUUUCCUCCCAGUACCCCUUCCAUGUGCCUCUCCUCAGUGCACAGAAGUCCGUGUAUCCAGGGCUACAAAGACCGUGGGUACGCUCAAUGUACCAGGGGGCUGUGUUCCUGCUCAGUAAGGGAGACCAGCUGUCCACGCACACAGACGGCGUCUCCCACCUGCACUUCAGCCCCAGCAGUGUAUUCUUCGGAGCUUUUGCUCUGUAGAAUCUAGAAAAUCCCAGGAUUGGUUUCCAAGCCUCCGUUCUGACCAUUUUAAGGGCCACACCACCUCUCCUUUGCCUGUGCCCACAGUCUCAAGCCUUCCCCACCAAAAACACUCAGAGCUUUCACAGGAGUCUGGGGCACGCCAGAGGAACCAACCUCAGAUGCUCAACUGAGGAUUCAAGCCUGCCUACAAGUCCGACACAGAGCAGGGUCUAUGUGGGUCUGGUGGGGCAGAGACCUGGACGUGAAGGAGGGGCAGAUGUGGGGAGAUGCCUGGGGACAGGGAAGGGAGGCUAUUUAUGAAGGGAAAGGUUAAGUUAUUUAUUUAUGGAGAAUAGAACGAGGAGAGAAAUUGAGAGGCAUCGGAUGACAACCAGGUUCCAGACACAAAGAGUAAGGUGGCAUCAGGACAGGACUCGUCGAAGGGAGAGAGAAGCAG